AUGGAGCCCUUUGGGAAGACUAAGGGACGGACAGCUGUGGAUCUUGCUCACAAAUACCACAACCUGAUCAAACACAUCAAGUGUGAAGAUGGUUCUGGUAAAACAACUCUUAUGACUAAACUACAAGGAGCAGAACAUGGAAAAAAAGGAAGAGGCCUAGAGUAUCUAUACCUCAGUGUCCAUGAUGAGGACCGAGAUGAUCAUACACGCUGCAAUGUGUGGAUUUUGGAUGGCGAUCUAUACCACAAAGGCCUGCUGAAGUUUGCAGUUUCUGCUGAAUCUUUGCCGGAGACGCUGGUUAUUUUUGUUGCAGACAUGUCUAGGCCUUGGACUGUGAUGGAAUCUUUACAGAAGUGGGCUAGUGUUUUACGUGAGCACAUUGAUAAAAUGAAAAUUCCACCAGAAGAAAUGAGGGAGCUGGAAAGGAAGUUUAUGAAAGACUUUCAAGACUAUAUUGAGCCUGAAGAAGGUUGUCAGGGUUCCCCACAGAGAAGAGGGCCUCUGAACUCAGGCUCGGAAGAAGAAAAUGUUGCCUUGCCUCUGGGUGACAAUGUGCUGACUCAUAACCUGGGGAUCCCAGUGUUGGUGGUGUGCACAAAGUGUGAUGCAGUGAGUAUCCUGGAGAAGGAGCAUGAUUAUCGGGAUGAGCACUUGGACUUCAUCCAGUCGCACCUACGGAGGUUCUGCCUCCAGUAUGGAGCUGCCUUGAUUUACACCUCAGUGAAGGAAGAGAAAAACCUCGACUUGUUGUAUAAGUACAUUGUUCAUAAAACAUAUGGUUUCCACUUUACCACACCUGCCUUAGUUGUGGAGAAGGAUGCCGUUUUUAUACCUGCAGGCUGGGACAAUGAAAAGAAAAUAGCUAUUUUGCAUGAAAACUUCACAACUGUGAAGCCAGAAGAUACAUAUGAAGACUUUAUUGUGAAACCUCCAGUGAGAAAGCUGGUCCAUGACAAAGAGUUGGCAGCAGAAGAUGAGCAGGUGUUCCUAAUGAAGCAACAGUCACUCCUUGCCAAGCAGCCUGCCACACCCACGAGAGCCUCCGAAUCCCCUGCAAGAGGACCCUCUGGCUCUCCGAGAACCCAGGGCCGGGGUGGGCCAGCCAGUGUCCCCAGUGCCUCCCCAGGCACGUCAGUAAAGAAGCCGGACCCAAACAUCAAAAAUAAUGCAGCAAGUGAAGGAGUGUUGGCCAGCUUCUUCAAUAGUCUGUUGAGUAAGAAAACAGGCUCUCCUGGAAGCCCUGGUGCUGGUGGGGUGCAGAGCACAGCCAAGAAGUCAGGACAAAAGACUGUGUUGUCAAAUGUUCAGGAAGAACUGGAUAGAAUGACUCGAAAACCAGACUCCAUGGUAACAAACUCUUCAACAGAAAAUGAAGCUUGAUCCUCCUUUAAAAAAAAAAAAUGUCAAAUGACCAAAUAACUAUGUAUAUUGAUCUGCUAAGACCAGAAUUUUUCUGAUAUGGCACAUGCUAUCAGUUUUUUGGGGUAGGGGAGAUGAAUUUUAAAAAACAAAAACAAAAACUUCAUUGGCUUGUCCAACUGUGAAAUGCACAUUUAGGAAGGGCACAUGUCAGACCCUUUGUUAAGGAUGACCCUUGGACUCUUGGGCAUGUGGCUCUCAUGAGAAGCAAGCUCAGCUGGGCUUCCUAAGCAGAGCAGAGAAAGGGGGCCCAAUUUCUCUGAGGGUGGAGCAAACAAGCCAGGAAAAUCAUUGAUGGGAUAGUGGUUUGACCAGGUUGCCGGUUAGUAAAUUCCCUUGUUCUUGGGAAGCAGAUUAUGUAGCAGAAAGUCCAGGCAAGAGAAGAUUUUUGAGGAAGAGUGAGAGAGGUGAUGGUGGGGAAGCUGAACGUUGAGGCAGGUGAGGAAAGAGGAGAUGGGCGGGAUGAUAAGAAGUACUGUCUUCGAUAGAAGUUGAAUAAUCAUUGUGUAAGACAAAAUUAGAAGCAUUUCCAAACUAAGCACUAAGCAAAAUGGGAUUUAGACUUGUUCUAAUGCAAGCUUAACUUUUGGAAAGUAUAUUAAGUAUGGGAUGCCUGAGUCAAGUGGAGCCAACCUGAGUGGGGAAGAUGGCUGCUGAGACACCCCUACUUGGCCCAGGCCACGUCCUUGGGGAGAGGCUGGCCCACAGGUGUGCAGUCUGGGGCAGGCAGUUGCUGUGGGCUAUGUUCAACGUCAACAGAUACAAAAUUAGUUUGCUUUGUGUUGUCUAACUAGCUCCUGCUUUGUUUUUUUUAAGUUAAAUUUUUUAUUACUAUUAUUAUUAUUAUGACCAUAGGCUGGCCUACUGAUAGAAAAUGGGUAAUGAACCUCUCAUUCUACCAUGGUGCAAUGUGCUACAGAAAGUUGGCGUCAUUACAUUCUGGUUAAUUGGCUUGUACCAAUCCCUGCCUUACAGUCUGUGGAAACCCUCAAGGAGUUCCACUGAUGCAAAAGGGUUGUGUCCUAGCUCCCUGGUCUGAUCAGUGCUGUCAGGUAGACAAGUGUGAUGGUUUAUAUUGAAAAUGAAAGUGAUAGAUUUCUUCUAUGUUUUCCUAAGAUACAGCUUUUUUUUCCUUAGGGAAAUGAGUUUCAGGCAUCUCCCAUUUAGGGCAUAUUCAUGUCAUGUCACACCACCACUCUGGGAAUGACUUCUGUGGAUUCGAAAUGGCACUUUUAAUUUUAUAUACAUGACACAGAGCAUGUAAAUGCAAACACUACCCUGAAUUUAAUGUAUAAAACAUAUGUUGUCAAACCAAGGGGAAAAAAAACCACAGUUCAGUUAUGUGGAGUUUACUUUUUAUAUGACUGUUUGUUGUACCAUGUCCCAGCAUAACCUCCCUAAUGUCCUUCCUUUUGCAUACCAGAUCCCAAUAACCACUAAUUUAGUACUGGGCAUAACUUACAUGUUAUAUAACAAGACUCCUAAACAGUCUUGCUUGCAUUGCUUCUAUAAAGGUCUGAACACUGUUAAUGAGAAAGCUGAGUAUUUAUUUACCUUUCUAGCAAAAAAAAAAAAUGUUUCUUGUGCCAGAUUUAUUGUUGAAAUACUUUAUUUUUUUUUUCCUUUUUCAGUUAUAUUUUUCUCAAAACGUGUUGAACUUUCAAUUACUGGGUUAACUUUCAGUUACUGGGUUACUUAGGUGAUGGUGACAGUAAACUGUGGAAUGAAGUUGUGGUGAUGUGGCCAGUGGAUGCCAGAUGGUUUGUGUCCACACAGUAGGUGGGAUCACUUAAUCCUUUCAUUGAACCUGGAGCAAAAUGAAUGACCUCACAAAGAAGGGAUUCUUGGAAAGUCACAUACCUAAGGCAAUAGAGUAUGGUUUAAACUUUUAAUGCAAAAUUUUGUUUUUUAUCCUUUGUACUGAUAAGCACUUUUUGUGUCAAUAUAAAAUGUACUAGAACUGAUGAAGUGCUAAGACACAGUCUUACAAAGGGAGGUUUCUUGGAGAUGACUUUUAUUCUCAUGACAGGUAGAUGCUUCUGGUGUCAGAAGAAACUGACACAAAAUGUCAUGUGCUCAGUGGUUGCCAAAGUCAACCAGCCUUUGGGAACUUCCAGGUUCUUUUUUUUGGGGGGGGGGGAGGGAGGGAGAAGGGGAAUUAAUUUUUGUUAUUUUAGAGACUUUCAAGCAUUGGAACCAAAGGCCAAAUAAUAAACAGCCUUUACUUUUUUAAGUAAAAUUUGUUUUAUUUGCAGAAUACAUUUGUAUGGUAGACUGUUAAAGAAAAUUUUGUUACUAUUUAUCCACAUUAUAGUGGUUACAUCUGCUGUUUGUCUUUAAAAUAGAAAACUCAAAAGAAAAUAAGCCCAGCCUUGAAGAAGUGGCCCAAGUAAGGGCCAUGAAUUGGUCUCUCCUAAAAAUGCAACAGUUUUGCUGCUAAGUUAUUUUGUUUUUGUUUGCACUUUUUUGAUUGGCAUUUUAAAGUCAGUAUUUAAACUAAAGACAUUGUGUUUUAUUAGUUUAAUGAAGUUGAAGGUGACUGCUCUGUACAUCAUGACCUUAACAAUGUUGAUUCUGUAAGUGAAGUUCACUGUUGUCUCUAUGCUAAGUUCAUUGAUGUUUUUAACUUGAAAUUAGGACUGCAGAAGAUUCCCCACCAGCCUUAGUCCAAGGGGUGUGGCUCUCUCGGGCAUAGUAUGCAGUCAUGUGGAAUUGCUUUCUAGUGCUGGAAAAAAAAAAAAGAUGUCUCUAAUUACUGGCUUCAAUAAACAUGAAUCCAGACUGCUUACAAA
Molecule: messenger RNA, 4211 nt
Organism: Dipodomys ordii (Ord's kangaroo rat)
Lineage: Eukaryota; Metazoa; Chordata; Mammalia; Rodentia; Heteromyidae
Gene: Dync1li2
Product: dynein, cytoplasmic 1, light intermediate chain 2
Exons: 13
Coding region: 1-1380 (459 amino acids)
Biological process (GO): microtubule cytoskeleton organization; microtubule-based movement
Cellular component (GO): cytoplasmic dynein complex; centrosome
Molecular function (GO): dynein heavy chain binding
Source: RefSeq, a predicted model, not a curated record